AUGGAGACGAUAUUAAAGAAGUACUGCGUUGCUGCGAAGGGGAUGGCCGUGUCUGUUAUCGUGUAUCUGACAGUGAUAGAUGAAGCGGCGCUGGAGACAGAAAUAGGGAAGAUCGAUGACAGUUUGGCUGACACAGGAGAGCUGUGCUGGAAUACUGGAUGCCCGGGGCUGUCCCGGAAUCAUUCGUAAGUAUGCAGCGGAAGAUGAUGCGUCUCUGGGUUUUGCUAUCUGUGGCCCAGCGGGCAAGUUGUAUGACGUCCGCAGUGCAGCUGCAAAUUUGCAGAAGGACGUACUUGGCAAGAGACCGCAAGAAAUAUACCUGCACAGCGAGUACCUCUCGUAAUUAUACACUUUACAAUGCCUUCGCACU
This is a messenger RNA of Aplosporella prunicola CBS 121167, 370 nucleotides long. RefSeq lists its product as uncharacterized. Lineage: Eukaryota; Fungi; Ascomycota; Dothideomycetes; Botryosphaeriales; Aplosporellaceae. The coding region runs from base 116 to 343 and encodes 75 amino acids. The record is from RefSeq and is a predicted model, not a curated record. The transcript has a single exon.